GAUCACUGUGCUCAUACUAUCCCUCCCCGGUGCUCUCACUCUGGGCUACAUCCUCCAAAGCAACACACUGUCCAUGGAAAAUGCCACUGGUUUGAAUGUGAAUGGUUGAUGUGAGGUAUAAUGAACUGCCACCUCCGUUUUUCCGUCCGCUUGAACUGAGAGAACUGCUCUACUUACAAGUCCAUGCGGCCUGAAAUUUUCUUACAUCCGGCUGAGCUCCCAGCAUGUCUCGUGCCUCCUCCACGGCUAAGCGUUACACUGGCUCUUCUUAUACAAGUCACUAUAGCUCAUAUGGCUCAUCCCUGACCCCAUCACUGGGCACCUACGAGCGGGACAAGCUGCCCUACAAGAGUUCCUCAUCAAGCUUCUCUUCCAGCUACCUGAGCUCCAACGCCAGCCGCACCCGAAACUACAGCUCAUCUUCCGAGCCGGACCGAGGUCGGCCCAUCCCUCGCACUGAUUUGCUGGGCAGCCGGCGCAGUGAGAGCCCGAGCCCCACACCAGUGAAGGGUUAUGGCUUGGGCCUCAAUGGGGGCUCAGGAUACAGCAGCUACAGUUACUCUCCGGCCCCCACCAGCUACCUCUCCACCUCACCUGUGUCAACCAGUAUCUCCCUCAAUCGGCGGAAAUCGAUGAGUCAAAGUGACCUGACGCAUGACUUGUCAGCUUUGGGCCUGAGCGAGACCUCCAGCACCAGCGGCCUGAAGCAGUCCUACCGGAGUCGAGAUAGUGACCCAUCUGAGUCCUACAGCAGCACACGAUCCAGCUAUGGGCUCUCAAGAAGCUCCACACAGGAGGGUCUCGGGAGCAGCAGCAGUGGCCUAAAGAGCAGCAGCAGCAGCCGAUUCUCCUCAGGUUGUCUCUCCACAUCACCAGUCAGAGACUCUUUGAAUUCAAAGAGUGCCCAGGGCUUGGUGGGGCUCCGUAAUCUGGGAAAUACAUGUUUUAUGAACUCCAUCCUCCAGUGUCUUAGCAACACACUGAGCCUGCGAGACUACUGUCUUCACAACUCCCACCGUAGAGACCUCAACAACAACAACCGCACAAACACUGCUCUCAUGGAGGAAUUUUCCAAGCUGAUCCAGACAAUGUGGACGUCUUCAAACAGUGAAGCAGUCAGUCCCUAUGAGUUCAAAAAACAGAUUCAGAGAUACGCCCCCAGAUUUGUGGGUUACAAUCAACAAGAUGCUCAGGAGUUUCUACGUUUCCUACUAGAUGGCCUACACAAUGAAGUGAACAGGGUCACAGUACGGCCGCGGGGACACAUGGAGGACUUUGACCACUUACAUGAUGAGGAGAAAGGAAAAAAGAUGUGGGCUAAGUACUUAGAGAGAGAAGACAGCAAAAUUGUUGACUUGUUCGUAGGCCAGCUGAAGAGCUCUUUGACUUGCAGUGAAUGUGGCUAUUGUUCCACUGUGUUCGAUCCCUUCUGGGAUCUUUCCUUACCUAUCACCAAGAAGGGCUAUGGAGAGGUGAGCCUAAUGGACUGCAUGCAACUCUUUACUAAAGAAGACGUGCUGGAUGGAGACGAGAAGCCGACAUGUUACAGGUGCAAAGCCAGAAGGCGGUGUAUAAAGAAAUUUACAGUUCAGAAGUUCCCUAAAAUAUUAGUUCUUCAUCUGAAGCGCUUCUCAGAAUCUCGCAUCAGAACCAAUAAACUGUCUACUUUUGUCAACUUUCCCAUGAAAGACCUGGAUCUAAGGGAGUUUGCCUCUGACAGUAGUAGUGCAGUCUAUAACUUGUAUGCAGUUUCCAAUCACUCAGGCACGACAAUGGGAGGCCACUACACAGCAUACUGUUGCAAUCCUGAAAACGGAGAGUGGUACACAUAUAAUGACUCAAGGUACUCGCUCUACUUCCACCUCCUGCUUUUUGUCCUUUGUUUAAUGCAAAGUCUUGCAGAACUCUGUAGAGCGCCAGGUAGAUUUCCUAUAGGUAUAACAUACAUCAGCUUUCAGGGAAAGAUUAUUUUUUUGUCUUAGUUAGUAUGUCAGCUG
This is a messenger RNA of Xyrauchen texanus (razorback sucker), 1997 nucleotides long. Its product is annotated as ubiquitin carboxyl-terminal hydrolase 2-like. The transcript is spliced from 13 exons. The coding region runs from base 225 to 1982 and encodes 585 amino acids. Gene Ontology annotation, cellular component: cytoplasm. Gene Ontology annotation, biological process: protein deubiquitination. Lineage: Eukaryota; Metazoa; Chordata; Actinopteri; Cypriniformes; Catostomidae. Gene Ontology annotation, molecular function: cysteine-type deubiquitinase activity. The record is from RefSeq and is a predicted model, not a curated record.